AAGCAUAAAACUCCAUGGAAAAGGAUAAAUGAAGCUUGGAGGCAUACCAUUGUCAAUAUCUCUACUAACAAAGCCAAUUGCAGUGCUCACAAUCUCACUCCUUAUCACCCUCCUUUUCAUCUUUAGUUCCAACCCGAUCCCGGAUCAUAAUCCAAACCCAAAUCCGAAGAAAAUGGCGGCAGGUCGGAGCAGGAGUUUCAUUUUGUGGCUCCAUGGUUUAGGUGAUUCAGGACCUGCUAAUGAACCCAUCAAAAAUUUCUUCAGUUCCCCUGAGUUUCACUCCUCCAAAUGGUCCUUUCCUUCCGCCCCUUCAAACCCAGUUUCCUGCAAUUAUGGUGCUGUCAUGCCCUCAUGGUUUGAUAUUCCUGAGAUACCAGUGACGGCUCAUUCUCCAAAUGAUGAAACUUCUGUGUUGAAAGCGGUAAAACACGUCCACGCGAUGAUAGACAAAGAGAUUAACUCAGGCAUAAGUCCUGAUAACAUAUUUGUUUGUGGAUUUAGUCAAGGAGGUGCUUUGACCUUGGCUAGUGUACUCCUUUAUCCGAAAACUUUAGGUGGUGGUGCAGUUUUCAGUGGCUGGAUUCCAUUUAAUCAUUCCAUAAUUGAACAAUUUCCAGCAGAUGCAAAAAAGACACCAAUUUUGUGGUCGCAUGGUUUAUCUGACCCGACAGUCUUAUUCGAGGCGGGGCAAGCAGGGCCUCCUUUCCUUGAAAAGGCCGGUGUUACCUGCGAGUUUAAGGCUUAUCCAGGUCUAGGACACUCUAUUAGCACGGAAGAGUUAAAGAACCUUGAAUCAUGGAUCAAAUCCCGUUUAAGUAGUUCUUCUUAGCGCGUUCUUCACUCCCUCAUUCUUCUUUUCUGCUAGUUCUGAAGUCAUUUUAAUGACCAGUUUACAGUAGUACUUGACUUGAUGAUGUGAAUGUUCCAAUCUAAAAAGGGGUAUUGGUUGUUGCUGUAACUUUCUGAACUGCUCCAUUGUGGAAGCAAAUAAACCAAAGCAAUAUUCUAAUUACGGAAAGAAGUAUUCUUGCUACGUGUGCGACUGUCUGAUGUCUGUGAUCUGUAGCUGAUGCUAAGAGUGUUUGGAUGGUCCCAUAAACUCAAUUAUCAGCAUCUUUCUUUAUCACUUUUGCUUUGUUAUGUUACGCUUAAAUAAAGUUAUCUUAUGCUUAAAUUAAAGAUUGUCUUAAUCAUUUUAAGUUGA
This is a messenger RNA of Spinacia oleracea (spinach), 1204 nucleotides long. Its product is annotated as probable carboxylesterase SOBER1-like. Gene Ontology annotation, molecular function: carboxylic ester hydrolase activity; palmitoyl-(protein) hydrolase activity. Gene Ontology annotation, biological process: protein depalmitoylation. The coding region runs from base 29 to 829 and encodes 266 amino acids. The record is from RefSeq and is a predicted model, not a curated record. Gene Ontology annotation, cellular component: cytoplasm. The transcript is spliced from 6 exons. NCBI's taxonomy places the organism in Eukaryota, Viridiplantae, Streptophyta, Magnoliopsida, Caryophyllales, Amaranthaceae.